Caenorhabditis bovis is the source of this 2529-nucleotide messenger RNA. The record is from the annotation of a GenBank genome assembly. NCBI's taxonomy places the organism in Eukaryota, Metazoa, Nematoda, Chromadorea, Rhabditida, Rhabditidae.
AUGAGCAACGACGAGGUUCCCGAUUAUCCGCCGCCACCGGUGCCGAGCUCAUCGCCGCCGCCGCCGGAAAUCGGCGGCAUGGUGCCCCCGCCAAUUCCAGUACCAAAAACAGAACGACCACCGAAUGUUCCAGAUGAUAAUUUGAUCACAAGGCGCAAAAAUAUUACAAAAGGAAUUGAAGAGAUUCGCACGAAGAAGGCCGAGAUAUCGAAAGCGUUGAAGGAAGUGAGCUCAAAAAAAGAUGAGGUUAAAAGAAUCAGAAAAGUGAUGAUGAAGCAACUUAUUGAUGCUUUUGACGUUCUUUCAACCCAAGAAACACAAUAUUUGGAUAUUUUGAAAACGAUUGUGAAUAUUCAUGAGCAGGCGACAUUGGACGUCGCCAAUGAAUAUGACGAGAAGAUCAAAAUCGAUGAGCAGGCUUUGAAGAAUAUCAAAAGCAAAAUUGAUCAGAAGAAGGAUGAAGCGAAUGCCGAGCCGGCGAAUGAUGAAGAUAUGGAUGAGCUUCAUCAAGCACUUUCGGAGCUCAAAAAAGUGUCGGAAGCGGCGAUUGCUGCUAGCGAAUUGAAUGAGAAGCUCGUCGAGCGCCUUCAAAUGCAGAAAAAGAAGAAAAAUGCCAUGAUGGAACUUCGCCAGAAAAAAACCAAAGAGCUUGAAGAGGAAGCUUCAAGAGUUCGAAAAGAAGUCAUGGAACGCAUUAAUAAAUUGUCUGCUAUGAAGAAAACCACUGUUCAACAAGAGCGCGAGCUCGAGAAUCUCAGGAGGCAAUGCUUGCACCUUGGUCUUCAAGUUGGAGCCACAAACGAUCAACAGAUUGAUGAAAGCGCAAUUCGAGCGGUUUCGGACGAUUCGCAACGCGUGCCGGAAGUCGCCCAAUCGCAUAAAGCCAAAGAAUUGACGGAAGAGGAGAAGGAAAAACGACGAAACGAGAUUCGCGAGAAUAUUCGCAAAGAAAUGGAAGAGAAAGAGCGAGUGAACGCGAAAAUCCGAGAGAAGCUUGCUGGUAUGGCCGCACGCAAGAAGAGAUUGCAAGAGAUACGAGAGAUGCUCGAGCGAAACGCAAAUGAAAAAGAGGCAAUUGACGCGUUGGUGCCACCAGAAGCUCGAGAAGAGCCAGUCGAAGAAGCUCAAAGCAUUGAUGAUAUUUUUGAGAAUGCCAGAAAUAAUUUGAAUAGCAUUACUGCGAUGCGGGAACGCCUUGAAGAAAUCCAAAAGAACGGCGGUGCCGAUUUGACCGAGAAUGAUAUGGCACUUCUGAGCAAUCUUGAUGCCCAAUUGAAGCAGGAAGACGCGGAAAAUGUCGAGCCAUUGGAACAUGCGAUUCGCGAGUCGUUCAAUUCGGUGUUCGCGUCGAGACCCGUGCCGAUCGGUGUGGAAGCGCGUUUGAUCUCAAUCGAGUCGGCCGUUCUUCGAAGCAACCAAAUGCUCGAGCAAUUACUAAAGCAGAAGCAAGAGCCAGAGCAGCCUCAGCAGCAAUGCGAGCCGGCGGACCGCAUUUGUUCACUAUCACCUGUUGGGCUCCGCGAAUUCGCCGCCCGCCUGCUUCGGCUCGCCGAGCACAAAGAGAGCCGCGUUGGGCAGCCGGCCGACGACAUCACCGCCCAAAUUCGCGAUAUUCUUAAUAAUUCGCAGAUAAUGAUUGAUUUAUAUUCUAGUCUAGCUUUAGUCGCAGUUGUCGCAACUGUUUCAAUCGUAAUUCCUAGUCCACUAUUUUCGAGAAUUCCGAUAUUUAUUAAUUUUCUAUUGAUUUCUGGAGUUAGCGUAGCUGUGUGGGUUUACUCAUUGCUUAUCGAUCGAACAAUUCUUGGAACCGUUGAGGUGCUAGUCGAAAUCGUUGCGGGAACCUCAUGGCGAAGAAUCUAUUUAAUUUUGUUCUGGCUAUUUAACGUCGCAAUCUCUGUCUUAUUCACCGCAUAUGUGACCAAACAAGGCAGAAGCUCUACAAUACAUAGAAAAUUCUUCCAUCUCACCGUUUCUUUGAUCUACACCUCGGGCAUUUUCGUGGAUCCCCAAUUCACGUGGCUUUGCGGCUGGUUGUGGCUAUGCAUUUUCGUGCUAAUCGAGCUUCUCCGCUAUUUCAAUGUUCCACCGUGGGGCGAGCUGCUCAACGAGCACCUGCUUGUGUUCAAAGAUGCUCAGGAUUCAGAGCUCCUACUGACACCAAUAUAUUUGCUGAUUGGCAUCUUCCAGCCGCUAUUCAUUUCCUGCGCGUUCGCAAGCCCGCUGAAACUUCAAAUCCGGCUAACGCUGUUUGCCGGCGUUGCCGCUGUGGGAGUAGGCGAUAGUUUCGCAGCGAUUAUUGGCUCGAAAUUCGGAAUCACCAAAUGGAACAACAGUCAUAAAUCGAUGGAAGGCACCGCGGCAAUGUUCAUUUCGAUGCUUUUCUACCUUCUAGCCAUGAAUUUAUGCGUCGAAACUUCAUCAAAAUCCCUCUCAAUCAUCAUCGCUUCACUUAUUUCGUCAUUAAUCGAGGCAUUCAUCAAUAACUGUGAUAAUAUUCUUCUACCGUUCAUCACUUAUAUCCUUUUAUGA